UCCGUUCCGAAACCGUGCCCGGUAGUUCCAUCCCCCAGUGCAGUUGUGCGUCUAGCAGUUUCGCGGUGUUAUCUCGACGCUUAAGGUGAUGGUGCCUUCUUGCGAAAGGUUUCCCAGCUCGCAAACCUCCUCCUCGUUGUGCAAUAACUCCUCGGAAUCGAACCGUGGCGUCUGAGGAUGUGGCGCCGUGCCUUGUGAUACAAAUGUGCACAGCAUUGACACAUCGUUGGCGAUAUCGUUGGUGCCGUGAUUAGAUGAUUUCAUCAGAAAAGCGGACCUUCCUCUAGUCGCCCACACCGAAGGUCUUCCACCAAAAAAAAAAAAAACAAGCAAAAAAGCAGUUUCAGUUGCAGGUGCGGUGCGCUGCUGAAAAGGCUCACGUAGGGUAGUGAAUUAACCUGCUGUUUCGUUCGAUUCUACUGCACGCGGGAAGAAAGAAACAGCCAGAAAUUUGCAAAGUCAAUAUCCUUUUAGCGUUGGUGUGAAGUGUCUGCAAACCCGUUGCGUAUAUCCUAACACGUUUCCCUUGCCGUGCGCGCGUACGCCUGGAGCGUUGUGUUCGUAAGCAAGUGCACAAAAAGGACACCUUUAGCGGGCACCCAUCGAAUGCGUGUCUCCAAAGUGUCAUCACGGUAGCGUAUCAGGUUGGGCGUUUCGAAUCGAUCGUGUACUUAUACGUGCUUUGACCAGCCAAGCAUUCCCAGGGAAGCUGGUUGCGCCCCAUUCGACGUAGGAAACCGCGAAAUUGUUUACCCUUUAUUACCAUGGCGCGGCUCACGGAGGAAAUGGUGAUUGCCCGAUCGAAGCAAUCCGAUCUAGCCGCCAUCAAGAAGCUGAACUGCUGGGGCAGCGAGCUGAGUGACGUUUCCAUCAUUAGACGCAUGCGUGGUGUGGAAGUGCUUGCCUUCAGUGUUAAUCGAAUAAGUACACUAGCGGAUUUCGAAAACUGUAUAAAUCUCCAGGAGUUGUACCUCAGGAAGAACAAUCUUACCGACAUCGAUGAGCUAGUUUAUCUCCAGAACCUUCCCAAGCUGAAAUUCCUUUGGCUGGAGGAGAACCCGCUGGUGGAGAAUGCCGGACCAAGCUACCGGCAGAUAGUGCUGCGAGCGCUGCCAAACCUUAUGAAGCUGGACAACGUCGAAGUGACGCCGGAGGAAGUCAACGAAGCGAUGCGAGCGCCGGUCGCUCAACCGCAGCGGCACGAGGUGUACGAAAAUCCGUCACCACCGCCGCAACAACAUCAACCCCCGGUUCAGCAACAGCAGCAGCAGCAGCAACAGUACCGUCAGCAAAGCCCAGUUAUCGAGCAGCAGAUGAGUCCGGAAAAUACGGAAUCCGAGUGCAUCAGUGAUCCCGCGGAUCGUGCCUCGAUCCCAUCCUCACCAUUGCAGCGAAGUCCUCCGAACAGGGACUGUUACUCACCACCGACACAAUCACAGAAUCCGCAUGCUUCUGCGCACUACAACACGAGCAACAAUUCCCGCGGUUCCUACCAGCAGUACGAUAGAUCACCGGGCUCGGACCAGGACAGCCCGGUGUCGGGUUACCGAGAACGGGUUCCGAUUGCACCCAGCAUGUCGACGCACUCGAUGAAGGAGUAUUACCAGUCAGAUUACCAGCGGCAGAAUCCUCCCGCCCACUACCGGCACAGCCAGAUGGAUCUGACUGAGUGGGACGAAACAUCCCCGGGUGGGCACCAGAACAACAACAACAAUGGCGGACAAAACUCGUCCAACAAUCAUCAACAGCAACAGGGGCAGCAACAUGGCCAGUCGCACUAUCAGCAGAACCGGCGAAGCAUCGCCGGCAGUACAGUGAACGAGCGCGAACUGUAUCAGUAUCGGAAUGGCAACGGCAAAGGGCCAGAUUCACGGGACGAAUGGGAGGAUGUCGAUCGACGCCGGAAUGAGAAUAGGAGAUCCGAUUCCCGGUUCAACGAUAGUGCGAGUGUCAUCUCGAAUGCUCUGCUGAACCAUUUCGCUGGCGUUCACCGAAGGCCCGUUAGUAGGAACUCAAAUCUACUGUCGGCUACCCUCUGCCUGGUGAAGGAACUCGACUAUCCCAGCCUGGAGGUUGUGGAACAUGCGGUACGAUGCCGCAUCGACGAGUUGGCCGAAUAGGCCUUUACC
This is a messenger RNA of Anopheles nili, 2129 nucleotides long. RefSeq names its product probable serine/threonine-protein kinase tsuA. Gene Ontology annotation, molecular function: protein binding. Gene Ontology annotation, biological process: cytoskeleton organization. Lineage: Eukaryota; Metazoa; Arthropoda; Insecta; Diptera; Culicidae. The record is from RefSeq and is a predicted model, not a curated record. The coding region runs from base 765 to 2120 and encodes 451 amino acids. The transcript is spliced from 10 exons.